GAGUUGACAGUCGUGGAGGAGUGCGGUAGCUAAGCUAACAGCUAGCAACACAUGUGGAGGGUACAACGGGAGGCAACCCUAACUCUGUCAAAAUUCCCCCAACCGAACCGUAAACUACUCAGAACUUUAGUCACAUCGAAUUUAAGGAAUAACAGUCGUUUACAAUGAAAGGUAGCCGGAUCGAGCUGGGGGAUGUUACGCCCCACAACAUUAAACAGUUGAAACGCCUCAACCAGGUCAUCUUCCCCGUCAGCUACAAUGACAAAUUCUACAAGGACGUGCUCGAAGUGGGAGAGCUCGCCAAGCUAGCGUACUUCAAUGACAUUGCGGUGGGGGCAGUGUGCUGCAGAGUGGACCACUCUCAGAACCAGAAGAGACUGUACAUCAUGACACUGGGCUGCCUAGCGCCCUACCGCAGAUUAGGCAUAGGAACGAAGAUGCUGAACCAUGUGUUAAACAUCUGUGAGAAGGAUGGCACUUUUGACAACAUUUACCUUCAUGUGCAGAUCAGCAACGAGUCUGCAAUCGACUUCUACCAGAAGUUUGGCUUUGAGAUCAUUGAGACGAAAAAGAACUACUACAAGAGGAUAGAACCGGCAGAUGCCCACGUGCUUCAGAAGAGCCUGCGCAGCCCUUGUGCGCCCCCUGGGGGAGAGCUGCAGAAGGCAGAGUAGCCUCUGAAAAGAGCAUGGUCGUGCCCCGCCUCCCCAAGAAACAGAACUGUGACAGAUGCCCAUGGGUCGACACAUUCACCACUUUCUUCAAAGGACGUUAAAAAGAGAAAAAACAAAUUCAAAGUUUAAAAAACAAAACAUGGCUGCAUUUUUAUUUUGCAACAAAACAAACACAUUUUGCAUUUUAUUUUUACUAUUUUUCUUCAUUUAGAAAUUUGAAAACAAAAUAAAGGAUUCAGAAUCCAAAAGUGCUCAGAAAAGCUGCUGACUUAAGACAGUUUAGCUAUGGUGGGGGGUUUCUGUGUUUGCAAAUCAUACUGUUUGAGUUGUUUUAAAUGCGGUUUGUACUAAAAAAAACGAUAGAACUGAAUAGGGAAAAUCUUUUACAGUAAGAGACUAUCGUUGACAAAGGAAGUCCAACUGGCAAACAUGGAGUGAUGCUUCUCGUCGUAAUGGUGACACGUUUGGAACACUGAACUCAUCCCCUUGUCACCUGAGCCCAGGGACUUAUGGGAAGAGUUUUUACUGGUGGAUGAGACUUACUGUUUCUUCUUCUAGCAAUAUGCAAAGUGUGAGCCUUGCGCUGUGAUGCAAUGCCCCCUAUUGACGUCAAAGCUCUGAUGCCAGUCCAAAGGGGGAAAGGAGCGCCCCACAGAACGGGCAUGAGGAAGGAUGAACGGUUUCAAGUUGUGGGGAGAUUUGAGGGAGUGGAUUCCACUCCUUGUUUCUGAAUGGUUUUGUUUCUCAACCCAUCUAUUUAAUCCCCCCUUUUAGAUCUUUUUCUUUUCAGCUCUUUUUUAAAAAUAUAUAUUGAUGCUGAUUGGCUCAGGGCUUCUCCUGGGCUUGCCACAGAUGCUGUGAGAGAGUCCAGGAAACCUUCAGAGAGAUCAGAGUGUGAGAUGGGCAAGGGUGUAUGAGAUCACAGGAAAUAACAGGUUUAUUACGAUGUUGGUGUUUUUGUCGAAGUACAAAGAUGUGACAAUGAACAAGACGUCAAGCAGGGGUUGCUUGAGUACUUGGCAGUUCCGGAACAGGAGGCGGGUCUAGGACUAGAGCAGUUCAAUUGACUGGCUAAGAUGGAGUUCUCUCAGCCUGGGUGAAGUGCAUGAGUGAGAUUGUUGUGGAUGCUUCUGUUUAGAUUGGCACUUUAUAGUUAGCUGGAGUACUGUCUGGUACUGAGGCUAACCUUUAUUGGCCCCUGUAGUAGGAAGUAGGAACCCAGCCAACUAGAUCUUUCCACAUGUAUCCUUUUUGUGUGCUUCACUCAUGACCAUUGUGGGAAGGUUGCGUGUUGGUUUGGUAGUUUCCUCUGUCUGUAGGGCCCCUUACAACAGAACCUGAAGCCCAGGAGAAACCUGCUCCACUGCAUGCUGGGAGAAUACUGCCCUCUCCACUGUAGUAAAAGCAUGUUUUGUUUUCUCCUUUUGAAAAUGAUCUUUUCUGGAGCUCUAUAUUGUAAGACUUUUUAACCUCUAAAUAAAAUAAAUGCUAUUUGCA
Salvelinus sp. IW2-2015 is the source of this 2171-nucleotide messenger RNA. It is a transcript of the gene naa50, whose product is annotated as N-alpha-acetyltransferase 50, NatE catalytic subunit. Gene Ontology annotation, biological process: mitotic sister chromatid cohesion. Gene Ontology annotation, cellular component: NatA complex. Lineage: Eukaryota; Metazoa; Chordata; Actinopteri; Salmoniformes; Salmonidae. Gene Ontology annotation, molecular function: N-acetyltransferase activity. The record is from RefSeq and is a predicted model, not a curated record.